Molecule: messenger RNA, 1553 nt
Organism: Micropterus salmoides (largemouth bass)
Lineage: Eukaryota; Metazoa; Chordata; Actinopteri; Centrarchiformes; Centrarchidae
Gene: npb
Product: neuropeptide B
Exons: 2
Coding region: 725-1117 (130 amino acids)
Biological process (GO): feeding behavior; G protein-coupled receptor signaling pathway
Molecular function (GO): G protein-coupled receptor binding
Source: RefSeq, a predicted model, not a curated record
AUAACCCUGUUUCAUAGAAAGGCAACAUGAUUACCUACUAUUUAACUGAACAAAUGUAGAUGCAUAUGACUUUGUUUUAGUCUCCACUGUUGUUUUCCUACUGAUAAGCUGAUUACACAGGUGGAGGAGUUCAUGAGGCAUGACCGGUGAGGCCAACAAAUCAAUUAGGAAAAGGGUUUUAUUGAUUCCUCAGAGCUUCAUAUAGAAAACUGUUCUAUGGAACAGUAGGAACAAUUUGGAUCAGUGGAUUAUUCAAUCCUGGUAUUGAUUUUAUUUAUUUUUUUACUCUUAAUGUGUCCAUUUUCAAUGAAGUUGAACUGUUUUGAAGCCAUGCACACCGAUUCAGCUUUGUUGCACACCUUUGUUUUCACUAUAACCUCCUCAUUAACUUAAUGGGACAUCUUUGAGUUUUGACCACUUAUAUCAGUGUCUCUCCUGUUCCACUGAUGUUAAUCCAUUUCACUUUUACCUCUGCAAGCGUCAGAAGGGCUGACGUCCCUAUACAUCUCCAACCCCCUCAUAGUCCAUACCCAACACACACCAGAUCAUCAUCCGCCCACCUCAAUUUUGAUUUGAUGAACGUCCUGGGUCACGAUAACGUCGUCGUGUCAGCCUAUAUAAGCAGCAGAAAGUUUUCCAAACACCCAGCAAAAUCUAAAGUCGGACUCUGACCAAGAACAGAAAAGAAAAGCGCCGUUUUCCUCUGCGUAAAAGGUGCCAAGACAUGGAGAGGUCAGUUAGGUUUGCCGUGGUGUGCGCCGCAGUGUCUCUGCUCAUCUCCUGCCAUCCAGUCGAAGCUUGGUACAAGCAGUCGACCGGGCCCAGUUACUACUCGGUGGGUCGUGCCUCCGGUUUGCUUUCCGGUAUCAGGAGGUCACCGUACGUCCGGAGGUCCGAGUCCGAAGAGACGCUGAUGGACAGCGGGGAGACAGCAGGUAACAACGUGAUUCCAGAGACUAACAGGCAGAUCUCCAUCCUCAAAAACAUGGCCAUCUGCGUGAAGGACAUCUCUCCAAACCUAAAGAGCUGCGAGCUGCUGCGGGACGGGACGGGUACCUUCCAGUGCAAGGCGGACGUCUUCCUCACCUUGGACUCCCUGGACUGCCUGUCCGCGUGAGUCCCGGUCGGACCUGCGGAAACAGUCCUGAUCCCCCACCAAGCCCCGGGAGCGCUUCUCUGGAAACGAAAAAGUGAAGGAAACGAAUGAGGGAAAACCCGAUCUAUUGUCGGCGAUGGACCGCUGCAGACUCUAAAUGUUCUCUUAUUGGAAAAAAAAAAACAAAAAACCAACACACAAACAUUGUUCAGUUUUGCUUUGGUUGCUUAGACAGAAAUAUAAAAGAAAAAAAUAAAGACAAAUAAAUCGGUGAGAAAGAUGUUAGUUGAAACCAUUUUCUUUCCAGAUGACCUCCCAUUUUUACUGGUUAACACCUGACAUGUACCCGCCGUUGACAAAAUUUAUUAAUGUCCAGAAAGUUGACUGCAGAGCAGAUUUCCUGUAAAGUACUUUUAUUUAGCCUAUUUUAUCUAUUAAAACGAACAAACACUGGAAA